Cavia porcellus (domestic guinea pig) is the source of this 4562-nucleotide messenger RNA. RefSeq lists its product as uncharacterized. NCBI's taxonomy places the organism in Eukaryota, Metazoa, Chordata, Mammalia, Rodentia, Caviidae. The record is from RefSeq and is a predicted model, not a curated record. Bases 2583 to 3542 code for a protein of 319 amino acids. The transcript is spliced from 3 exons.
AGGUUGCUGUGUGAGGUUCUUGUGCCCUCAAAUAAGAAAAACAAGUAAGCAGUGUUGGGCGUCAUGCUACUUUUCCCAUUCGAAUCCAACCCUAGCCCUUUUUAUUUUCUCUCGCAUCCUACAGAGAUCUAGCUAAGGGGGGCGUUGUUUGUCCUGAAAACCAGACUAUUGAAUACUGACUGACGGAUUGGGGACUACAUCCGUUCCUUCCUGAGAUGAUUUAUCUCUUUUGUGGCUACUUACUCCUUACAAACCAAACCCGGAGUUUUGGAACUGACACCGUGGCUGUGCUUGUGUCCCUGGCUUGCCACAGAGGCGGGCGAGCUCCGCAUGCUUCUCAGGUCAGUUCAGGGCUCCUGGAAGUGGUGAGCCAGAGUCUUAAGGAUUGGAGUGGUGACAGUGAAAGCCGAAGGGGAGUUCUUAGUCCCUACGAGAUGAAGCAGGGAUGGAGGAGGCCACUUUGCAAGAGAGAUCAGGAUCUUAGAGGUAGUGAGCUGGGGCUUCUCUUUCCUUAGGCUCUUGCCAGAUCAAGGGUGCUAGCGUCAGAAACGUCCUUGAGGUAAAAUUUCCUAAGACUGAGGAAUUUCCUGAGGUCGAGCUUGGCUCUCAGUUGAGGAUCACCUUCCAUCUUUCCUGCCUCCCGCCCUUCCGCUCUAAACCUUUCAUUCGGUAGACAGUUAACUGCCCCCGUCUUUUAUACAACAUGCGGAAAGAUAAUAUCUUUAGAUAUCGUGCUACUUUUAUUCAUAUGUAGUCUACAAUGUAAAUAGAAACCUUUUCUGUAAGAGGCAGCUUCUAGAUGAGUUUCCUAGUCCUCUCCUGACCCUCCAACAACCAUUGGACCUGAUAGCUAUACUAAACUCCUUUAUAUAAGAAUUGUAGCCAUCAGCAGGCCACAAGCUCUGGUCUUGGGAGAAACUGAUGUGAGACCACCAUAGUGAAAGGAUUAAAACACUUAUUUCAUGCCCCAUAAUUUGACUUAAUUGCAAAACUUGGUGCCAUUUUGUUUGUCUCACAAAGGGUGAUCUGUUGAGUCCAUGAUGGUACACAAUCUUUUAUUUUUUCUCCUUUCAAAGUGGACUUUGAAAUUAGCAUUCCUUCCUCCCCAACUUUGCUUGCCAGCCAUGCAGCCAAUACUCACCGUGAAUCAAAUUCUAGAGCAGUAAUAAAACACAGGCAUUAUAAGGUGUGACUCUUUUUCAACAGAAGCUCAGUACUUGACAUCUAUGUUCUCUGACUCACAGAACACAGAAGAAUAAUUAGAAGACAAUGAAGAUGCAUUUAUAGGUACAAAAUGUGAGCAUCUCGCUCAGGUGUAUCAAACAAAUGCCUAUAAACUUCAAAGAAGAAUAGUAAAUGCUUUAAUAAAAGAUACAAUGUUACUGUAAACAUAAUAAAAGAUGCUUAGAUAUUAUGUGAUAAAGAUAACCAAAUUAUUAGUUUUGAGAAUUUGGGAUCAUACUUUAAUGUUAAGUACUGUACUAGGUGCUGUGUGCAAAGAAAUGAAGAUAGUCUCAAGCACACGUAGGAAAAUAAAAAUGUGCUCAAGUCAGUGGGAUCAAAUAUUAGAUAUCAGAUUGUCUCCAAAAAUACAGAUGUCAUUAUAUGUGUAAAUUUAUAAUUCCUACAUUAUCUUUAAUGCCUACAUUUUAAAAGCUUAAAUUUCUUUCAUUUUGUUCAUUAGUUUUGAGAGGCUGACCUUUUUUUUUUUUUUUUUUUUUUUGGAUACACAAAUCUAGCCUUUUUCCCCCCAACUGAAAAAGUGUUACUAAGGCUGGUCUCUAACUUGAGAUAAUCCACCUGCUUAGCCCCUGAGUGCUAGGACUGCAAAUAUACACUGCCACACUAAGCUACAAGGCUAAAUUUCAACAUCAAAACAUGUUAUAUAUGAAUAGAGCUAUCACAAUGUGAACAAUAACUGAUUUUCAAAUAAAUUAUAGAAAUGUUAAGUGUGUAGAGGAAGGCAAAAAUCACUGACAAGACUGGGUAGACUAUAGAAACAGACUAUUAACUUGUAAAAGACAGCUGCCAUUUACUGAAAACUUACUCUAUAUCCAGCUGUGUGCUAAUCUGUUUAUGUCUAAUUCAUUUUUGUUCUUUAUGUCCCUGAGAGGCAUACUUUUGUCUUAUAUCUCUAUUUUAUAGAUGAAGAAACUGGCAUAGGGAGAUGUUAAGUGAUACUUUUGAGUCAUAUACUUAGGAGGGAGGGGAAUUCAGAUCUAUUGCUAAUGCCCAGUGGCUUAAAUAUGACCUCACAGUAAGCUCAGGUUAGAGUACAGCACAUAAAAAGAUAAUAGUCUUUAUUUGUGUUUCCAUCAGCCUGCCCUAUAAAUAAACCUAGAGCAGUGAUGGUGAACCUUGUAGAGCUUUCAGUGAUACCAACAGCCACUUCAGCACAUGUUCCAUAGGUUCAGCCUUCCUGAUCUAGAGUAACCACAAAUUCCUAUUCUGAGAGGUUCAACAAGAAUGGUCUCAUAAAUUUAGAGGGAAGGAUGACUGGCAACAUAAGGCAGCUAAGCUGAUCAAAUAAGAAUAGAAAUAAGAAUAAAUUUCAGAACAGGGAUUGAGACCUACAUGUGCUGAUGGAGUCUCACAGAGCCCGACUCAAGAAACUAUUGCAGAAACACAAUAGAAUGAUAAAAUUGGAACCUAGGAUUAUCAGAGAAGACCAAGGAGGCAAGCAGACUGAACAAUAUGACACAGAUGUAAUUGGGCGAUACUUCAUCAAGGAGUCUGUAUCUUCCCUCUUCGAACCCCCGAUACAAGAUUCAGAAUGGUUUACACUGAAUCCACAGGAAAAAUUGGCCUGGGCUAAAACAUCGAAAGACCCGAGGGUUGCUAUAGGUCAGCAGUCCCCACUGGAGAAAAAAAUCUUGAAUCUAGGUGGCCUGCAUACAACAGCAGCAAGACACUUGCUAACUCAGAAGCAUCGAGAGGAGUAUGAAACACUCUGCAGAGAGCAGGCUCGUUCUCUUGACUACUGGCUUGCCAAAGCAGAGUCCUACUAUAACAAAAGAAUCUUGGACAUAAUGAAAAGAGAGGCCACAGGCAAUGAAAUGAAGGUGAAAAUGGAGGAGGAAACAGCCCAAAACAUAGAGGGACAAAAGCAUUACUAUGUAGUACCUGAGAGAGAGAGGAAACAGAUAGAAAAGCACAUACAUCGAACAGGCCAGGCCAGAGGAUUUAAGGGCAGAACAUUUAAACAACCACGACCCCUCAGUGAUGCGUUACCAAAACUUAUGCCAGAAAAGCAGGGCACCCAGAAAGCACAAAGAAAUCAGGCAAUUGAGAGAGAACAGAUGCAAAUUAAGGAUCACCAGGAACGUAUGGCCCGAGGGAGAGAACUUAUAGAGCAAAGACUCAAGGAAAGAAUCCUGAGAAAAAGCCAGAGCCAGCUGCCUGCACACCUGAAGUGUGAGCGAGCUCGGGAGGAGGCCAGGGAGUUGGAAAGAGUUACUGUGUAUCCACUUUUCCAGCCCUGCGGGAGAAAUCGGGUUCAGGUGACUGUUUUUAUGGAAAAGGGUCAGACUAAAAAGGAAUAGGAUGCAGUUCUGAACCCACAUGAAAGAAAAUGCUUGGCUCUAACCCCCUUUAUGGAACAUCAAAUAGGAAAAUAAAACAUUAAUAAAUGUUAGUAAAGUUUCAAUGCUUUUGUGAUGAAAUCAUAUCUGUCAACUGAAUCUUUUUUAUUUUUCUUUGCCAGCUACCUCUGCUAAGGAUUUAGGCAUAUUCCCAUUUGUAUCACAUAUAGUAUAAGAUAGUUCUGAAUUUGAAAACUAGCUUAGCUGUUUUUAAUUGUCAUUUAUUCAAGUUCUUUAUCUUUUUUGUUCGGUUUCCCUAUUUGUAAAGUGAAAAUAAUACUUCACAGAACCAAUGGGCGGGUUAAGAUUUUUGUGAAGGAUUGGUGGGUGUAAGUUGUUUAAUAAAUGUUUCCCCAGUUGAGAAGUCCUGACUUGGGCAGUGGUAAGCAGUUUUUAUCGUCUGCCUCUCACAUUAUCCCCAUUCCUGACCUUUGAAGUCAGCCUGAUAAUGUUACUGUCGUUCUACUUACUAGCAGUUACUUUUGUACUUUCACCAGAGAAUUCCUAGCCAGGCCCUAAAAAUCUAACUUGCAUCACAUAAUUUAUUUGUAUGAGAAACUUCAUUGGACAGUUGUUUUUUUGUACCACGAUUGAAAUCAGGCUCUUGCGCUUGUCAGGCAGGUGCUUCAUUUGACAGUUUUCUGUGUACCAGUCAUUGUGUUAUAUCUCAGCCAUUGAGCUGUUUACUGCUAAUGGUAUAAAUCACUUUGUAAGUAGAUAGUAUGUGGCCUGAGAAAUGCCAGAGGGACAUGCAGAAUGCUGUACAAAGGCAGGACCCUAACCCCACCUAGGCAAACAGGUAGAAAUGGGAAAGCGGUCAGGGAAGGGAGAGGAGUGGGGUCACUUCUUCCAGCUCUACGUUCAAUGACUUUUUCCCACCCACCGAAGCAAGACCUUUCCUUCGUGUGGAUCCACUGAAGAUCAAGCACACUUAGCUUCCCAAACACUCGCCUCCAGUACCCACUGAAACAAGGAAGCAAA